GAAAUGCUUUCAGAAAACAUGAGAUGAAGAGUUGGAAAUCCACACAUACAAUAACUCAUAUAAUACGUUAAAAUACAUUACAUAAUUAUUUACUACAAAAGUGUUGCAUACACCAAGCUGCAGUGGACACAAGUACUGUAUUUGAAAUCAUUCCAGUCCAUCCAAGCAAAUAGUGAGUACUAGUCUUGUCCUCUGUGUUUCCCUCUUGUGAUUAUCAACUGAAGGCUGUAGAUAAUAUUGUGAAGCCCCUUUGUACCGUUUUUCCCAUGGAGCAUGAAUGCAACACACCAGCAGAAGGACUCUCCCUGCGCAUGCUCGCAGAUUUAGCAUUGUUAGUAUACUGUAAUGUCUGUGUGCUUGUAAAAGGUGCGUUAUCCUCGAGCCACUUCGCUGUGUUUCUUACAUGCACGUGUUUACUGUACUUGGAGAAAAUCAGUUGCCAUCAAUGUAUCGCAGAGAGAAGUUGUAGCUAUUGUACAGCUGGAGGAAACGGACUAUGUCGGCAAAUAAAACAAAGAAAGUCAAAAUGGCUACUAAAUCUUGUCCUGAAUGCGACCAACAGAUUCCUGUUGCGUGCAAGUCCUGCCCGUGUGGUUAUGUGUUUAUUAGCAGAAAACUCCUAAAUGCCAAAUUAAAUGAGCGCUCUUCUCCGGCCAUAGCAGACAAGCUGGAUUUUAAGCGAAGGAGGACAGAGCGCAUUCGCAGAGAAAGGAUAGACUCUUCUUUAACCAAUGACAUGGAGAACAGGAGAAGAUCCCGGGCCAACAGCCAAUCAGAUCCCAUCCGGAGGGGACGGGGCAGACCAAAAACUGUGGGGCUGAAGAAACAAGACGAGGACAAAGAGAAGCAAGAGAAGGAAGUGGAUAUGUAUGCCAGUCUUUCGGAUGAGAAGGCCUUCGUGUUUUCUGUCGCCUUGGCUGAAAUCAACCGCAAGAUCCUGGGUCAAAGACUCAUCUUAUAGAUGAAGGCCUGAAUAACUGAGAGCCUGUCCUAGAAGAACUAUUAAAUAGCAAGAGGAUGACCAAAGAAGGCAGAAGUGGCUGGAGCCGAACUUUGACCUGGGUGUGUUUCACUUGGAUGAUGGGAUGAGAUCCAGAAACCUGCUGAAGCUUCAGACUGAAGUAGAGACAUCCACCACAGACUGAAAGCACAAGCAUGGUUUGUGGCUUUGAUGAUAUUUCCCAACAGUUCUGUACAUACAAACAUCCGAGUGUAAAAAUAUUCACACCCAUCCACACCAUAAUGGGCUCUGAAGGCCUCUGAAGAAAUGCUGCAUUAAUCUGAAAUAAAUUAACUGUUAUCAAGUGAACAUCCUCAAUUGACAGUAACUUCACAUUAAUGGAAGGGACCAAGACAUUCUCCGUGCUUUCUUAAAAACUGAAGAUGCAAUAAGGAUUGUGUUUGAUUGCAUUGUUAAGUGAUCUAUAAGUAAUGUUGCGCACGUAUAGCAUCCUUGUAGAGUUCAAGCUUUCACUUCACUGAUGUGUCCCUGAACAAGACGAAGAUGAGGAAUUUCCUUCCAAGGAAUAAAAAACAUAAUGUCAUUAAUAAUUGAUACAUAAAGUACACACCAUGCGUUUACUAGUUUUAUAGUCUAUAUCGAGUUGGCUUAUUUAAGAUGAAUUUCACCUUGCUUUGAAUGUGGAUGAAAUUAAGUAACAAAAAAUUGCCAUCAACUCAAGAUGGUGUCCUGCUGUUCCAGAAUGAUACGGGAAGUCAGACAAAUAUUUAUCAGAUUAUGAGUUAGUGCUGAUGAACUGAAUGUUUUCCUCUAAAAUAAAAGGUUUUUUUAGCAAUGUG
Messenger RNA from Cottoperca gobio, 1800 nucleotides. RefSeq names its product chromosome 3 C16orf87 homolog (gene hdip1). Bases 497 to 961 code for a protein of 154 amino acids. NCBI's taxonomy places the organism in Eukaryota, Metazoa, Chordata, Actinopteri, Perciformes, Bovichtidae. The record is from RefSeq and is a predicted model, not a curated record. The transcript has 4 exons.